Molecule: messenger RNA, 2069 nt
Organism: Chara braunii
Lineage: Eukaryota; Viridiplantae; Streptophyta; Charophyceae; Charales; Characeae
Source: the annotation of a GenBank genome assembly
UACCGUUACUGCCUUUGGUGCAACAACACCAUCCACGAUGCUGCACAUUGCCCCACCAAAGGGAGUAGGCACCGCCGAGGGUGACUCGACACCUCCCUCGACGCCAUCGGAAGCGGUUGUGCGCACGACCGCCCUUUCUUCCGAGGCAUAUGCGGAUGUCGAGAGUCUUCCACUUUUGUUCGAAGACUUCGCUGCCGGGCUCGUUCCUUCACUGGAUGCUUCUCAAGGACAAGAUACAUGUGCGGCUUUCUCACCGUCCGAAGGUUCUUCCGCCAGUUCAUCUUCAUCAAGGGAUUCGGCAAGCGUGUUCAACGAGGAGGCUUUGGACCCGCUCACGCCCGAGGACUUCGCUUGGAUUCCUCUCCCUAUGACGGGCAACCUUCCGGGGCCGCAAAGCACAACCCUAUGCGCCCUCUUACACCAGUAUCUUUCCUUCCAUGCACCACCAACUUCGUCGACGGUAGACGAAGUCACGGUGGGGGACAUGCUUGGCUACGUUGCCAAGGUGGCCUGCGAGUUUGUCUCGCAACGAUACGAAAAAAACAACGCACCGUUGCUCUACGUUCGCAUUCAGAUUAGGCAAGCGGCCUGCAACGCUUUGCUGGAUUGCGGCCCAACUCGCAACUUCAUCAGCCAGUCCUUCAUGACUCGGGCUGGCCUUGGCGCACAAGUACGGAGGAAGUCACAUCCGACGACGGUCGCUCUUGCCGACGGUAAGAMGAAACAGCUUUUAGACCGUUACAUCUCGGCUGUCCCGGUGUACUUUGCACCGCACGCAUGUGAACCCGUCACUUUUGACGUGUUGGACACCGACUUCGAUGUCAUUUUGGGGAUGCCUUGGCUUUCUAGAACGGACCACAUGGUCAAUUUCCAUCGACGCACGCUCACGAUUCGUGAUGCAACUGGCACCGAGGUCCCGUGUACUAUUCCUCCUCCUCGCACUUCCAUUAGGUGCCAAGUCGUGAGUGCCAAAUCUUUUCGAGACACAUGUCGUUCCGAGCAUGUCGAAGAGAUUGGCAUCGCUUUGCUUCGAACCGUCCCGACGACCGAUUCAUCGUCCACAGAAGUGUCUUCCGACCCCCGUGUGACCAGGUUGUUAGACGAGUUCUCGGAUGUUUUUGAGACACCCUCCGAUAUAGUGCCGGACCAGCCAAUCUCUCACGAGAUCAUACUUGAGGCCGGCACCGUGCCAUCGAAAGGAUGCAUUUAUCGCAUGUCCGAGGAGGAGCUCAUAGUUCUCCGUGCGCAACUCGACGAUGUACUCGACAAGGGUUGGAUCCGCCCUAGYAGCUCACCUUACGGUGCGCCCGUUCUCUUCGUUCGGAAGAAGAACAAGGACCUUCGACUUUGCAUUGACUACCGACGCCUCAACGCGCAAACCAUCAAGAACGCGGGGCCUCUACCUCGCAUUGACGAUUUGCUUGAGCGGUUGGGCCGCGCGAAGUACUUUUCGAAGUUGGACCUCAAGUCGGGCUACCAUCAGAUUUCCAUCCGCCCGCAAGAUCGGUACAAAACCGCGUUUAAGACGCGAUAUAGGCAUUUUGAGUGGGUAGUUAUGCCUUUUGGCCUCACCAAUGCCCCGGCCACCUUUCAGGCGGCCAUGACCAUCGAGUUUCGCGCUAUGCUGGACCGCUUCGUUUUAGUCUACUUAGACGACAUCCUCGUCUAUAGCCGAUAUCUACAGGAGCAUCUCGAGCACCUUCGCCGUGUUCUAGAGACUCUUCGGUCAGCCCGGUACAAAGCUAACCGCGAUAAAUGCGAGUUUGUCCGGCAAGAGCUUGAAUACUUGGGUCAUUUUGUCUUUUCGGAAGGCAUUCGUCCAUUGGCGGACAAGAUUCAAGCCAUCCAGGAGUGGCCCGAGCCGAAGAAUGUGACGGACGUCCGAUCCUUCCUCGGCUUGGCCGGUUAUUAUCAGCGCUUCAUCAAGGGUUACUCGAAGAUCGCGGYCAACCUAAGCAAGUUACAAAGCGAGGAGCGGCCUUUUGUUUUCGAUGACGACGCGCGCCAUUCUUUUUAGACACUCAAAGCGACACUCUUGUCCACCGAGGUGUUACAUAUUUACGACCCGC